AUGGCACGUACAAAGCAAACUGCUCGCAAAUCAACCGGUGGAAAAGCUCCACGAAAACAGCUAGCCACUAAAGCAGCACGUAAGAGCGCUCCUGCAACCGGUGGAGUCAAGAAACCUCAUCGUUACAGGCCAGGUACAGUCGCUCUUCGUGAGAUCCGUCGCUACCAGAAAUCAACCGAACUGCUCAUCCGCAAGUUGCCAUUCCAGCGUCUUGUGCGAGAAAUUGCUCAAGAUUUCAAGACCGACUUACGUUUCCAGAGCUCUGCUGUGAUGGCCCUUCAAGAGGCCAGCGAGGCUUACCUUGUUGGUCUGUUUGAAGACACCAACUUGUGCGCCAUCCACGCCAAGCGCGUCACCAUCAUGCCGAAGGACAUUCAGUUGGCCCGCCGAAUCCGCGGAGAACGAGCAUAAGUGGAUUGCAUCUUCACCUAACAAACGGCUCCUUUAGGAGCCACCACAUCAAUAAAAGCAAUGCCAACCAUGAUCUUGCAAAUUCCCCGAUCUCUUUCGUAGAUUUUUCUCUUCUCCAGUCUGUUCUCUCUCUCCCGUCAACCGUAUACGUUUCCUUGCUGCUUCGCCGUUUUCGCGCCAAAAUAACAAACGCGUUACCCGCAUCCACCUCUAGUCGCUACAGCAAAAAAUCUAUAAAUUUCCCUACUCUUAUCAACGCACCAUACACUCGAAAAUUAUUAGUCUUUCAGUACAUUUGCUUCGUCCUUUUUUUUUGUUAAUUACUAGUGCACGAUUCACUUUCAAGUUCGGAUGUUCACGUCGUCAAGAUGGCGAAGGAAUGACAGAUAUACUCCCGCAUACAUCUAGAUCGCUUUUUUCACCUCGUACAGUCCCUUUAGCCUAACAUGUAUAAAACAUAAUGUACCGUAUUACAUGUAAAACACGACAAAACCAUGUAUUUGUAAUUCGAGGGAAUUACAAACGACAAUAUUAGUCCAAUGCGUAGUCCUUAUCUUGUGAGAAGCCUCGAAUUUUAUUGUGUCUUGUUUGUACUCUUACUAUUAUUUUUCUAAAUAGAUUCCGCUUUUACAUAGGAAAAAGUCAACAAUUUAGUCAAACAUAACAUCCACAGUAUCUUAUCUUUCUGGUAAAACAUCUUUAGACGUUGCUAGAGAAAUUUACUAGUCUAGUUGACACGCGAAAACCACGACUUCCCAUCUUAGGCCGACACCGACACACCAUAUCACCCACUACCUAUUUUUGGUCUCUAAGCAUCCUGAUUUUAUUUCCUGAUUUUUUUUAAGCUAGAUCACUUCUAUUUUUAAGAAAAAGAAAGAAUUAUUUGGUAACUACUAGACUUUUAUAGGAAGCAAUGAGAUCUAAAUUAAAAGACUGGUGAUUGUUCGUCAACAAAGGAUCGACCGCCAUUGCGAAGUACUGUCUUUGUUACCCGAAGCAAAUUCAGUUUUAUUCAACCAUUUUUGAUAAUUUGUUCAUUUAUCCUCCUAAAAUAAAUUCGUGGAUAAAUUUACUUUGAUAUCAUUUAAAAAGCGUACGAGUGUUGUGCUUAGUUUUCGAGAAAUUAACUUUGGAACACAAGAUUAUCUACUUUUUAGUUCAGAAUCGCAAUUCUAAAUUGAAAAUUGAACAGUUCUGGUGUCAUUUACAGCGAAACGGAUCAUUGUAAUACAUUGCCAAGUAAAUUUAGUUUCUGAAAAUAUAAAAAUAAAGAAGUUCGAGCGCUUGGAUUCUUCUUAAAGUUUCUCGGAAUUCUUUCAAAAAGCACAAAUUUCAUGCGACGGAUGCAACCAGUUCGCAACGUGUUGCUGUUUCCACAGCGGUCCGCAUCAUUCCAAUAAACAACGCUUCAAGUCAUUCCAACAGCCAUAUCCAUAUCUGAUCAUCGAGUCACUACUAGUAGUUGAGUGUAAUUGAAAUACUUUCUUGCUAAAACAUGUCGGGAGAAUCUCCUAAGAAGACUGCUUCUAAAUCCAAGAAAGCAGCUAAGCCUGCUGAACAUCCAAAGUACAUCGAAAUGGUCAAGGCUGCCAUCACAGCAUUGAAGGAGCGUAGCGGGUCUUCGCGAAUUGCCAUCGAGAAGUACAUCAAGGCGAACUACAAAGUUACUGAUGUUGGUCCUCAUUUGAAGAUGGCCUUGAAGAAAGGUGUAGCCGCUAAUGUUCUCGUCCAGACGAAAGGCACUGGAGCUUCGGGCUCAUUUAAGGUAAACAAAGAAGCCUUGAAGCAAAAGAAGGAGAAGAAGAAGCCCGCCAAAAAGCCCACAACGAAGAAACCGGCCGCCAAAAAACCCGCAGCCAAGAAACCAACAGCGAAGAAAGCAGCCGCCAAAAAGCCAGCAGCGAAGAAGGCAACUACCAAGAAACCAGCAGCAAAGAAGACAACAAAGAAACCUGCAGCGAAAAAGGCCGCCGCUAAACCGAAAACUGCACAGAAGAAGGCGCCAGCUAAGAAACCUGCAGCCAAGAAAGCGGCGAAGAGUCCAAAGAAAGCCGCCAAGAAGUAA
Molecule: messenger RNA, 2476 nt
Organism: Porites lobata
Lineage: Eukaryota; Metazoa; Cnidaria; Anthozoa; Scleractinia; Poritidae
Source: the annotation of a GenBank genome assembly